AUUUGCCACGCAGGCGCAAAAGAAGAAAGGCUGCUGUGUCUGGAAGGACAAUCCUGUCCAAUGUUCACGUUUUCUUUAUCGGUUCCGGAAGUUGGGACUGUGUGCCGCUCUGUAUAUCUAUCCCCGUGGGACAGACCUCCAGAUCUGUGCUAGGAAUGUGUCACUGAUGGGAGAAGCCUCUGAAGUGGCUUCUCAGAAUAGAGCUGGAAAGGUCCAUGGAGGUCAUGUAGUCCAACCUCCUGCUCAAGCAGGAGACCUUACUUAUACCAUUCCAGACAAUGGGCUAUCCAGUCUCUUCUUAAAAGCUUCCAGUGAUGGAAGCACCUGCAACUUCUGAAGGCGAAGCUGUGUCACUGGUUAAUUGUUCUCAUUGUUCAGAAGUUUCUCCUUAAUGCCUGGUGGCUUCUCUCCUUGUUUUUAACAGCUUGAUUUAGAUUUGUCUGCACUUGCACAUCGGUGUUACCGCAUACCCACGCUCUGACGGGGUUGAUGGGUUGCAGGUGGUUGCAGACAGUUGUGUAGGUAGGGAUGUGCAUCUUGAGUGCUGAUUGGAUCACCUUUUGGGAGGUGGGAGGAAGGCAAAGCACAUUCCAAAGGUGUUUUUUUUUUUCAGGAGGCAACUGGACUUUCUUGAGUUUCUUUUGAAGACGUUUCGCUUUUCAUCCAAGAAGCUUCUUCAGCUCUCACUAGAUGGUGGGGAGUGGAAGGAUUUAUAUUGCUUGCAGACAGAUGGUUGUUUGCAUUCCUGUAGAGAGUCGAAGAGAGUCUAGUUGCCUCCUGAAAAAAAGCACCUUUGCAACACCCGUACCUGGAUGACUGAGAAUCUCAUAGGCAAAUGACAAAAUGGAGCAGCUGGAGGAGAGACCAACAUUUAUACGACGUGAUGGAUAAAGACUACAAAAACCACGAAGUGACAGCUCAUUCGUGGCGGGAAAUUGGAAGAACUUUGGAGGAAGAGCCAGACCGAUGCAGAGAAAAGUGGAAGUAACUGCGAGACAAGUUUGUCAGGCUGAAAAAAAGAAUGAAAACAAAGAGCAGGGAUCCUGGGCCGGCCUACUGUAUAAUGCUGUCCUGGCUGGAAGGAUUUGUAAAACACUGGGAAACCCAAGUGACUUUCAGCGGUGCUGCAGCUGAGCCUGAUAUCACUCCAGUUCCUGUAGGGCACAACUCCUUGGAUUCAACCUUGAGUAUGGAGGAGAUCUCAUUCACAUCACACCUUGCAUCCAGGGACUCAAGUGUUUCCCCAUCACACAGCAGUGAUGAUGAUGAUGAUGAGAGUUCAACCAGCGUAUUCGGUCUGUCACCCAUAAAGGCACCAGUCACUCAGUCAAGCAAGAGGAAGGAGACGAUGGGAAAGGAGGAGAUUCUCUACCCUAUUGUCACUGUGCACCAGGAGCAACUUCAAACUGCUACAAGGUCUCCAUUGAGCCCCAAUAACAACCGUCGCAAUGAGGAAUGUGCAACUUUUGCACCGGCUGUUGCAGACUCUUUGCAGAAACUUCCACCGGAACGGGUGAAAGCAACACAAUCCCAGCCCGUCGUUGUGCUUGCUGAGGCACAUUCCCAAGUUACAAAACCAGGCGGACGUGGGGAUGGAGAUUCCACCACAGAGUUUCUUCAGACAGCCUUGGACCCAAGGAGUUUUUCUAAUGACGGAGGAACGACUGCUAGGCUGCUCAGCCAGGGGCUUCUGACCUUCGAAAAAGUGGCCGUGCGUUUCACCGACGAGGAGUGGACGCUGCUGGACGCAGGACAGCGGGCCCUGUACCAGGAGGUCAUGGCGGAAAAUUAUGGGAUGGUGGCCUUUCUAAUCCAGGAGCUGCAACCAGAAAUAAAUGCAGAGGACCAGCCGGCAGGAGCAGCUGACAAAUCUGAGCAGGAAACAGAUGAUGGAGAAGAAAGAAGCCGUCCCUUUUUCCGUCUCCCCAGCGAAAGCGAGCCCAAGGCUUGGCGCAGUCCGGCUGCUGGGCCCAAGCAGGAGUGCCGCUGUUCCUGGAGGACGAUGGGGUUUUCUCCACCCUCCUUGGAAUUUAGCAUGAGAGAAUCCCAGAAAUGUUGGAAAGCCAGUGCCGAGGAAGAGGAGGCACUGCGGACCCGGAUCAGCUUCGGUGGGGGAAGGCCCCUCGGUUUUGCUGACCCUGCGGAUGUGAAGGAAGAGCUUGCGCCCGAGGAGGAGAGCCUGAACAGAGAGACCCAAGGCAGACUGGAAGAAAAACUAAGGAGACCUUUGGCAGACAUUAACUCCUCCACGUCAAUGCAGGAAUCAUCCGGCAGAGUGAAGAUCCUACACUGGAUGGAGACCAGCCCAGAAAGUGACUUCUUGGGAAAGGCCUAUCAGGGGCCGGGUUUAGGAUCAGGUAACUCAACACUGGACUCUAAGGAUGGUUUUCGGCUAGAAAGACCCAAGGAGAUAAACCAUCAUGGGACAUUAUUGGAAAGAGCCCUGGGGAAACUCACCCAAAGCCCCAACACUCAGGAAGGUCUUGAAAUUAAGCAGGAAAUGGACAGUUUGCCGGAAGUAAAGUCUGACCUGGCCUUGUUUUGUGAAGAGGUGUCUACAGACGGCUCCACGGAAAACCAUCAAGGAAGAGAUGCCGGUUUUGAUCGCUCUAGAAACCGCCAGCAAAGAGCGGAUUGUUCCGAGAAUCAGAACGCACCGACGGAAAGCGAACGGAUCUAUAAAUGCUCCUAUUGCGGGAAGAGUUUUGAGAAAAGCUUAGACCUGGUCACCCACGAGAGAGCUCACAUCGGAGAGAAGAUUUACAGGUGCUCCCACUGCGAGAAGCGGUUCUCUCACCGGAUCGACCUUCUGACCCACAAGAGAAACCACCAAGGGGAGAAGCCUCACCAGUGCAAACUGGACUGCCCCAAAUGCCACAGGCAGAGGACUUUUCCGAGGGUGCCCCGCAGAGCACCACCUGGAGAGCAGGCGUGUCAGUGCCCGGUUUGCGGGGAACGUUUCAGCUGGAAAUCAAACCUUAUCCGACACCGGAGAAUCCACACAGGGGAGAAACCCUACGGGUGCGCUGAGUGUGGGAAAAGCUACACUCGUAAAACAGCCCUUGAUAGACACAAAAGGAACCACGUGGGGGAGAAAGUCUGUGAGAUCGGUGCUCCGAGCCUGGGGCAGGCAUCAGUGUUGGUCCUCCUUGUAUGAAUCACACGGAGGUUGAUGAGAAAAAUGUCGUGUUGUAUUAAAUAUAUUAAAUGUAUUAAACAUGGGAGGAGGUUCACUUGCAGCUAAAUAAAGUUUGGAUUAAGCCGUUAA
Crotalus tigris (Tiger rattlesnake) is the source of this 3268-nucleotide messenger RNA. RefSeq names its product zinc finger protein 544-like. Gene Ontology annotation, biological process: negative regulation of transcription by RNA polymerase II. The record is from RefSeq and is a predicted model, not a curated record. Gene Ontology annotation, molecular function: DNA-binding transcription repressor activity, RNA polymerase II-specific. Lineage: Eukaryota; Metazoa; Chordata; Lepidosauria; Squamata; Viperidae. Bases 1022 to 3157 code for a protein of 711 amino acids. The transcript is spliced from 7 exons.